This is a messenger RNA of Zingiber officinale, 2139 nucleotides long. Its product is annotated as protein FAR1-RELATED SEQUENCE 9-like. The record is from RefSeq and is a predicted model, not a curated record. Bases 1 to 2139 code for a protein of 712 amino acids. NCBI's taxonomy places the organism in Eukaryota, Viridiplantae, Streptophyta, Magnoliopsida, Zingiberales, Zingiberaceae. Gene Ontology annotation, biological process: regulation of DNA-templated transcription. The transcript has 6 exons.
AUGGAGGGUGAAUCUACGAGUUGUCGUCAAUUGAACUUUGAAGAAAAUGAAGCUAGUCGGGAAGAUGACUUUGAAGUUAUUGAUGAAGGCUUAAACAUUGAAACAGAUUUGGAUAUACCACAAUUGGGGUUAGAAUUUGAUACAGAAGAAGAUGCAUAUCAAUUUUAUUUGGCAUAUGCUAAAAAAGUUGAAUUUGGCAUAAGGAGAGGAAAAAUCCACAAUGAUAAAUCGGCGAAACAGAUUGAGAUUGCAAGUGAUGUGGGAAUCCCCCCAAAAGCAUCUCAUGAUCUUAUGGUGAGACAAGUAGGUGGGAGGGAGAAUUUAGGAUUUAUUCCUGAGGAUUACAAAAACUACUUGCGAUCCAAAAGAACAAUAAAUAUGAGAGUUGGGGAUACAGGGGGUGUAUUGGAGUAUUUGCAGAAAAUGCAGUUUGAUGAUCCUAAUUUUUUCUAUGCUAUUCAAGUUGAUGAAGAUGAUUUGAUUACUAAUAUUUUUUGGUCUGAUGCUAAGAUGAGAGCUGAUUAUGCUAAUUUUGGAGAUGUUAUUUUCUUUGACACAACCUACAGAAAGAACAAUGAAGGUCGGCCAAUUGCGUUAUUUGUAGGUGUUAAUCAUCAUAAACAAUCGAUACUUUUUGGUGCAGCUUUAUUAUAUGAUGAAACCAGUUUGACUUUUGAGUGGUUGUUUGAUACAUUAACUAGAGCUAUGGGUGAGAAAAAACCAACUACUAUUCUUACAGAUCAAGAUGCAGCAAUGACAAAGGCAUUAGCUUCCAGAUGGCCUGAAACACAUCAUCGUUUGUGCAUUUGGCACAUUUAUCAAAAUGCCGCCAUACAUUUGAGUGGAGUUUUCUCUCAGUUUAGAGACUUUGCUAAAGAUUUUGCUUCAUGUGUGUAUGAUUUUGAUGAAGAGGAAGAUUUUAUUUCAGCUUGGAAUUUGAUGUUGACUAAGUAUUCACUUGAAGACAAUGAUUGGUUGAGGCACAUGUACAACAAAAAGGAAAAAUGGGCUUUAGUAUAUGGACGACAAAUGUUUUGCGCGGAUAUGACUACAACCCAAAGAAGUGAGAGCAUGAAUAGUGUUGUGAAAAAGUAUGUGACUUAUAAACAUAAGUUUUUAGACUUCUUCAAUCACUUCCAAAGACUCCUUGAUGAUCGUCGAUAUGAGGAAUUAAAAGCAGAUUUUAGAUCAAAUACAACAGUUCCAUAUUUAAUGUUUCCAAUUGAGAUUCUAAAGCAUGCUAGUGAAAUUUAUACUCCUGAGGUAUACAAGUGUUUUCAACAAGAGUGGUGCUUAUCUCAUGAUUCUAGUUUAGAAAUUUGUGAGGAUGUUGAUGCAUUUACAAAAUAUAAAAUUACUCCUCACAAAAAGAGAAACUUGCAUAUAGUUACACUUUAUAAGAAGUCUGAAAAAAUUGAGUAUAGUUGCAGAAAAUAUGAAUUUGCUGGAAUUUUGUGUUCUCAUAUUCUGAAAAUAUUUACGUGGAAUAAUAUCAUGAAGAUCCCAAGUGAGUAUGUAUUGAAAAGGUGGACAAGAAAAGCAAAAAUUGGAUAUUUUGGAGUUUAUGAAGAUUCUGCCAACAAUGCUAGUUUGGAUCCAAAAGUACUUCAAAACAUGCGAUACAAAGAUUUGUGUGGGUUGAAUGUUCAAUUGAUUACCAAGGCAGCGGAAAGGGAUGACACUUACAAUGUUGUUAAAGAUGUCAUGUUGAGCUUGUGUAAGAUGGUGGAUGAUAAGUUACAAUUCAAUGAAUCAAAUGUCCAACAAUCAAAAGUGAGCCAAGAAUCCUUGGAAUUUGAUUAUGGUGAAGGGAACUCUACAGGAGUGAAAGGAAUUAAAACAAAGAAGAAAACAGUCUCAAGUAAAAGGUUAAAAGGUGGGUUAGAGAAGAUUUCAAGGAAAGGAAAAGCAACGAGGAAAAUAAACCAAGCUUCAAUGAUUGAUGUAGAUCAAACUAUUUCCAGCAUGCCCAUCGUACAAUAUGACCGGAUCAAUCAUCAACUUAUAAAUUCUGUGCCAACAAUUGGUAGCUCUGUUGAUAGUGUGAGUAUGACUGAGACUCAAUUCCCACCAUUAUUAGCAUCACAACUUUCACAAGUUUUUGUAAAAUUUGGAAGCUGCAGAUUUUUGAUGGGCUAA